AUGCAUGAUUCUCGUUUCGUCAGCGACGAACCUCGCGCAAAAGUCGCGGCCAGUGCUGCCCAGCUGCUGCGGAGCGGCGCGGAGCUGGGCUGGCAGCGCGGAAAGGGCCUGGUGGUGGCGAAGCCAGAGCGGCUACUGGGCAGCGGCUGCUUCGCCUGCUGCUGGCAGCUCCGUAUCCAAAGCCCUGGCACGGAGAGGCUGGCGGUGCUGAAGCACUUUGUGGCCGUGGACUGCGCCGUGGCGGCGGUCUUCGGGAAGGAGCUGCUAGGACAGCACCACGAGCAGUUCCGGAAGGAGAAGCUCAUCGGGGAGCGCCUGGCACUUCGCCCGGCGCUGGCGCGCCACGCGGCGGCGCUGAUUUCGGCCUCGGUGCGGUUCCUCGGUCUGCCGGAGGCCGCGCCAGCCAACCAGGAGCGGAUGCUGGUCCUGCAGCAUGCGGGCCAGCCGCUGGACCAGCUUUCGCCCCGGCAGCUUCCGGAGCCCGGGCCGGUGGUGAACCAGCUCCUGGCCGGCGUGGAGAUGCUGCGGGGCUUGGGGGUGGUGCACGCCGACAUCUCGCCCAGCAACUGCUGCUGCUCCCCCGUGGGCCGUGUGCGGCUGGUGGACUUCGGCAGCGCGCUGCUGCUGGAGGGCCGGCGUCGAGGGGAGGACCCUCGCCUGGAGCGGCUCCGUACACGCUACGUGCACCACCCGCGCUUCCCCGUCAGCGAGCGCUAUGGGUACCCUUUGUCCGUGCAGCGCCUGAUCAAUGAAAUCGAGCUGCCCCGCGGGAUCGAUGUCUACCAGGCCCGCUAUGACUGCGAGGCCUUCCCGGGGAACUUGGCGGCCACGCCCCCGGAGAUGCUGCGGGGCUUCUUGGCGCCCCAGAGCGACGUCUACGGGCUGGGCAUUCUGUACUGGUGGAUGCUCACGGGCGAGGACUCAAUUUCAGAGCCCAAGCUCGCCAGUUUCCUCACGGAAGGCUCGCAUGCGGGUUGCGUGGAGCAGUCGCUGCAGCGGGCCCAGCAGAGCAUGAACCAAGCCCUGUUGGACCUCGAGCGCCAGGAGGCAGAGAAGUUCAGCAAGGUCUACGAGAUUCUGCGGGAGCUCUCGGCCCGGCAACUGGCGUUGGAGCAGCAAGUGGCGGGCCUGGCGGCCUCCAGUCAGGGCUUUCAGAUGGUCAUGUUUGAGCCUGGUCAAAUGGCUGCGAUGCAGCCGAUGGUGCAGUCGCCAGCGAGUGUGCAGUCAGGAGGCAGCCCUCAGCUGCCUUCUGAGACCAGCUGA
Molecule: messenger RNA, 1263 nt
Organism: Effrenium voratum
Lineage: Eukaryota; Dinophyceae; Suessiales; Symbiodiniaceae
Source: the annotation of a GenBank genome assembly